Molecule: messenger RNA, 5732 nt
Organism: Gadus morhua (Atlantic cod)
Lineage: Eukaryota; Metazoa; Chordata; Actinopteri; Gadiformes; Gadidae
Gene: pde2a
Product: phosphodiesterase 2A
Exons: 30
Coding region: 1436-4153 (905 amino acids)
Biological process (GO): signal transduction
Molecular function (GO): protein binding; 3',5'-cyclic-nucleotide phosphodiesterase activity
Source: RefSeq, a predicted model, not a curated record
AUGUGUAUCUGAUUUUGGGUCUGUAUGUGCAUGAGAAUCUGUUGCCACUGAUUGACAAACACUAUAAGUCGAUGGAGCAUCGAUCAGCUGUCCAUUAACUGCAAACACUUAAGGAUUAAUGCAGUUAAUGCUGUCCCUUUAGACCUAGAACUUAGCUUGUAUAAAGAAGAGACCAAUGCACCGCAGACGGCCCAUGUUUAAUGGUUUAUCUAAAUGGAUGAGAGAGUUAAUGAGUGUUUCCUAACAGAAUGAUUGGCAUGGUUAGGUUUUUCGGCAUUUCCUUCGUUUUUUAUGCAAUGCCGUCGUUCAACAUAGGGCCGGCUGAAGGUCGGCUGGCGGACUGUUUGAAAUGCAGAUCAGAUUGUUCUCUGAGUUUAGCAGAUCAGAGUAGUGAACAUUGUGGAGGAUAAGACCUCUGCACCAUUAGCUGGGCGCUAUCCAGGCUAAUUGCCCUCACUCAUGAUAGCCUCUGGCUGAAUUUCAUUCAUCUCACCCUUGCUCUGGCUAACGUGACCAUGCAUCCCAACAAGAAUAUUAAACACUUUUGUCAUAAGCAGAAUGCCAUAGUUUCAAACAGUGAAAGUUUCAGUUAGUUUCUAACUAUUUAAUAGCAAGCUAUGCCACACGAUACUUGUACUCCAAGUUGAAAAAUAAUACCAAAGAUGAUAUAGUGACAUAGUAGACAAGCGAACAUCUGGGCUGUCUGUAUAUCAGUCUUUUGCGGCCCCGAAUCACAGGUGGACUGAUACACUUCCGAGGUAGUUAUGAUUGCUUUUCAUGUGCAUUUUUGCUGCGGAAGAUAUCAAGUUUGAUACCAUCUGUUUUCUAUUUCAUUUCUCUCGACGCAACAAUAGUUUACUAUUAAAACGUUGGGCUGUCCAGAGGGCCGUCCCUCUGCUUGUGAGGCUACUUAGCCGCUGCCAGGGGAUUGCUCGUAAGUGGCUCAUUGAAGCCUAAGUGACGAAAGCCCUUUUAGGGGAGAGGAGCAUGUACUUGAGCAAUGCAAAUGUGUCACUUAAACCCUGCUAGAGUUGUAACCAUGAAUAUAAAAAUGCAUGAAAAACCUGAUUCAAUCUUAAUCAAAUAUGUCAACAAAAGAUGAAUAAAUAAAAAAGUAAAUAAAUAUGAAUACAUAAUUCAAUAUACACAUAAACAUGAAUUAAAGAAAUACAUUUAAAAUGAUUUAAUAAAUCUAAGCAGUAAUAAAAUCCACCACAUUUUUAUCGUUUUCCCGGACAAUAAUAGUCCAACCGAGCCAGGCCCUUUGUCAAACAGACAAAGGGCUUUCUGAACGUUCAAGUGGCUGACCUCUCUCAUCCAGGACGAACCUCUACCCUCAGCCCGCCUCGAAGGAGGAGGACAGCCAAUGCAGACGUCGGUGGGCGAGCGAGGCCCGACGGGGAGAGAGAGGGAGAGUCAUAGAUAAAGGCUGGAGAUGAAGGAGGAUGCUUUGCUGCGGUUGGCAGCGGUCGUCAAUGUUCGCUCGCUACGAGAUGCCCUCCGAGACAGCGUACAGGAAUUGCUACCCAGCACGGAGUGUGUAUGUGUCUACAUUCUGGAGGGAGACUCGCGGCUGCUGUGUGAUGACCCGCCGCACGAACUGUCAAAGGAGGGAAAAAUCAGGAGUCUCCUGGAGCAGCUGAAGCGUCACCAAUGUGCCGGCCUCCCCCCCGCCGAGCUGCCAGAGAAAUACAGAGCCUGCUUGGCCACGCCCUUACCUGCCCACAGGAGAGCUCUUGUCAUUCCUAUCUUGGACCCAGACCGUAAGAAGGCUAUCUGUGUCUUGCUGGUGGGUUGUAAGCCACUUGCUGACCAGGAUGAAGUGUGUCUCAACACGCUGGAGAAGCACGCUUCGGUGGCAUGUGGGCGGGUCCAAGCCAUCCAGCUACCGUACCCUCAGCCGCCCCUUAGUCCCUCCCCUAUUCAAUCCCACAAUGUACUGCUGGGCCUCGAUGUCCCGGACCAGGAUUACUGUGAGCUGGACCGCAACAUUCUACAGCUCUGCGGUGAGCUGUACGACCUUGAUGCCACAGCGCUCCAGCUCAAGGUCAUCCAUUACUUGCAGCAGCAGACUCAGUCACAGUGCUGCUGUCUCCUACUGGUAUCCGAAGACAACCACCAACUCUUCUGCCAGGUUGUUGGAGACAAAGUUCUGGAGGAGGAAAUCAGUUUCCCGCUCAUGUUUGGCCGUUUUGGUCAAGUUGUCGAAAAGAAGAAGUCCAUCACGCUUCAGGACAUCAGUGCGGAGGAGCGCCGGCAGCUCUCCAUCAUGCUGGGCUGUGAGAUCUCCUCCCUGCUGUGCGUCCCCGUCACCAGUAGGGCCACCGACCAGGUGGUGGCGCUGGCGUGCGCCUUCAACAAGGAGGGCGGACUGAGACACACAGAGGCAGACGAGCACGCCAUUCAACACUGUUUCUGCUAUACUUCAACUGUCCUUACCUCAACCCUGGCUUUCCAGAAGGAGCAGAAACUCAAAGUGGAGUGCCAGGCUCUGUUACAAGUGGCCAAGAACCUCUUCACACACUUGGACGACGUGUCUGUGCUGCUGCAGGAAAUUAUAGUGGAAGCCCGAAACCUCAGUGACGCAGAGAUCUGCUCUGUGUUCCUGCUGGACCGCGUCAGCCAUGAGCUGGUGGCCAAGGUGUUUGACGGGGGAGUUGUCAGCGAUGAGGAGAAGGAGUUCCGUAUCCCGGCGGACCAGGGCAUCGCGGGCCACGUGGCGACCACCGGCCAGACCCUCAACAUCAAGGACGCCUACUCCCACCCCCUGUUCUACCGCGGGGUGGACGACAGCACGGGCUUCAAGACCCGCAACAUCCUCUGCUUCCCCAUCAAGGACGAGAACAACGAGGUUAUCGGAGUGGCUGAGCUGGUCAAUAAAACCAACGGACCAUGGUUUAAUCGCUUUGAUGAAGAUCUGGCCAAUGCUUUCUCCAUCUACUGUGGCAUCAGCAUCGCCCAUUCUCUGCUCUACAAGAAGGUCCAUGAAGCUCAGUUCAGAUCCCACCUGGCCAAUGAGAUGAUGAUGUACCACAUGAAGGUGUCGGAAGAGGAGGUGUCCAAGCUGCUGGUGGUUGGGAUAGAACCAGUGAAAGAGAUCCACUCGUGCUUCGCUGAGUUCACGUACACGCCGCGCUCCCUCCCCGACGACACCACUCCCAUGGGUAUUCUGAGCAUGUUUGAGGACAUGGGCUUCAUCAACACCUACAAGAUAGACCUGCGCACACUCGCCAGGUUCUGCCUGAUGGUGAAGAAAGGCUACCGGGAUCCUCCCUACCACAACUGGAUGCACGCCUUCUCGGUCUCACACUUCUGUUACUUGCUCUACAAGAACCUGGGCCUGGCCAACUACCUCGAGGACAUAGAGAUCUUUGCGCUCUUUGUCUCCUGCAUGUGUCACGACCUGGACCACCGUGGCACCACCAACUCCUUCCAGGUCGCGUCGCAAUCCGUGCUGGCUGCUCUCUACAGCUCUGAAGGCUCUGUGAUGGAGAGGCACCACUUUGCCCAGGCUAUUGCCAUUCUGAACACCCACGGCUGCAACAUCUUCGAAAAAUUUUCAAGGAGGGACUAUCAGCGCAUGUUGGAUCUUAUGAGAGACAUCAUUCUGGCUACUGACCUGGCUCACCACCUCCGUAUCUUCAAGGACCUCCAGAGGAUUGCUGAUCUUGGCUACAACAAGAACAAUCAGACCCAUCGCUCUCUACUGCUGUGCCUGCUGAUGACGUCAUGUGACCUGUCGGACCAGACCAAGGGCUGGAAGACCACGCGCAAGAUAGCGGAGCUGAUCUACAAGGAGUUCUUCUCACAAGGAGAUCUGGAAAAAGCCAUGGGGAACCGACCCAGUGAGAUGAUGGACCGGGAGAAGGCUUACAUCCCAGAGCUACAGAUCAGCUUCAUGGAGCACAUCGCCAUGCCCAUCUAUAAGUUGCUGUCGGAGUUCUUCCCCAGGGCCACGGAGCUGUACGAGAGGGUGGCCGCCAACAGGGAGCAGUGGACUAAAGUCUCCCACAAGUUCACCAUCCGGGGUUUGCCUAGCAAUAACAGCCUGGACUUCCUGGAUCAGGAGUAUGAGCUGCUGCAGUCCCAGGGGGCCUUCGGCAGCGACGACCAAUGUAUCAACGGUUGCCUGGACGAGGGGGAGGGUCAGUGAUUGUGACGAGGACGGUGACUAAGAUGCUGAUGAGGAGGAUCACGGCGAGUCUCAGUGCUCUUGCUGAGGUUUUUAGGAGAGGCUGGUGACAGCUUUUUUUCCAAUCACCCCCCCCCCCCCCCCCGCGCGAGAGAGCAAGAGAGAUCUUUCUCUUGUCCGCUGUCCUCCACCUAGAUAGCUUAGCAGGGGGAGGACGUCAUGCACCGCUGACGGGGGGGUCCCUACGUGAGCGGAUCAGACAGAGACAGGUUCAGUGGACUCUGGGGGACAGAUGCAAUGCGCUGCUUUGUCUCCAGGCCGGGAUGCAGGGAGCAGGGGACAUGUUGUGUCUUUUUGCUCCACCACAGCUACACUGGAGGGGGACGGGGGGACGGGACAUUAUUUUGAGAACGAGUUCAUAAGGAGAUGAUGUGGGACGAUGGGAUGAUUGUAAAAACACAUCCGUACACACAAGCAAGCACACACACACACCCACACACAUUCACACUUGUAAAAAAAAAGAAAACGCACAUACUGUUGAGUGGAAACACCAUAUGAUAUAUAUACACACAAUACACACAACUUUGACACACACACGAGGCAGAAAAAAACGACUACUCGAUAUCAAGAAGACGACACCGACAUGUUCAACCUACAUGAAGUGCUAAAUCCAUUCUGUACAAUGUUUUGUAACGGCUUCUAUUGAAUUAAAUGGUUCCAAUUUGUCAACGCUCAACUCAAACCGUCUGUGUCUCACCUUACGCUAAGGAAGGUAUUUUGUAUGUGCACCUUGUUUAUUAUCUUCUUCACCUAGUAUUAGUUACACAAUUCAGACUCGCUCCUCAAUGAAUGCAGUCCGGGUUUUUUAUACCAUUCGAAAAUUAUUUUUUAUUCAGCAUUUCAAGGAAUAAAUUAUUCAUCACGAUUUUUACAGGAGAAACAUAUUAACAGGAACAUAUUUAUUUAACUGCUUUUAUGAUGUUUACAAAAGAUUAUGCUUUUUUGGGGGGGUUCAGGGGACAAUUUGACAAUCAGUAGAGUCACUUAACCCUAUUGGCUCACAGAACCACAGACGCACACACAGACACACCUUAUGUCAUACAUACAUAUAUAUAUAUGAGUAAAUCAAGGCCAAUUCUCAAACAUUCUCUCUGUCCCCCUUCUCCCCCUCCCUGUUCCCUAUUGAUUUCUCUGAAAAUAAGAGAAACCAAGAGAGGAUGGAGACAGAGCGUCUGAAACCCUUUACAGAGAUCCUUCACCAUGUUUCAGUGUGCGUGGGCUAGACUAGAAACCAUCGAGUGUGUGUGUAAGACGGAUCUGCCUUAUUGUCCAUAUUUGCUGCCUUUUCCAGAGCUUUUAAUAUAUGAACAUUUAAAAUAAAGUCUCUUUUAGUAUUUAUGUUGUAUAUUUGUUAUAGACAUAUAGUUUUUAUUACCGAUACGUUGACUGGAUGACCGUGCGGUUCAGAAGAUGUAUAUUUGUGAAAUACCUGUAAAGACCUCAGAAGUCCUAUUCCAUGUUUUUUUUUUUUUUUUACAAUGUCGGAAUUGUUUUCUUUUUUUUAACUCUUGAACAAAUUAAACAGACAGGAGUACUAUUA